AAAAAAAAACAAGAAAAGGAACCCCACAGCACAGAGACAGAGAAGUGCACGAAAUUCUCUCAGAGAAAUUGUGGAUUUGAUAAGGAAACUCUUUGUAGAUUUUAUCUACAAUUCUCUCUGUAUCGAAGAAGAGGAAUUCGAAGGAUAUCUUUUUGACUAUCUCUAAAGAUGUCUGGUUGGGAACAAACAAGAGACAAGUUAUCAGAUCCUGAGUGCACAGAGGAUGAGCCACGUCGUUCUAGAAUGGGGAACCUGAGAAAGAAAGCGAUUAGUUGUUCUAGUAAACUUACUCAUCCUCUGAAAAGAAAAGGGAAACGGAAAAUAGAUUACUCAGUUCCUUUCAUUGAAGAUGUUAGGGACGAGAAUGAAGAGAAGAUUGUUCUUAUACUGCGUCAAGAGCUUCUCAACAAAGAUCUUUUGCCUCCAAGACAUGAUGAUUAUCAUAUGUUGUUGAGGUUUCUGAAGACAAUGGAGUUCAACAUCGAAAAAACUGUAAUUGCAUGGGAACAAAUGCUCAAAUGGAGGAAAGAGUUUGGAGCAGAUCGUAUAAUACAGGAGUUCAGUUUCAAAGAGUUGGACAAAGUUGUGCGUCACUAUCCACAGGGGUAUCAUGGAGUAGAUAAAGAUGGUAGACCAAUCUACAUCGAGAGACUAGGAAAAGCUCAUCCCGGUAAGCUUAUGGAUGUUACAACCAUUGAGCGGUACUUAAAGUACCAUGUUCAAGAAUUCGAGAGGGCUCUUCAGGAAAAGCUUCCUGCAUGUUCCAUUGCAGCUAAGCGAAGAGUCACUACAACGACUACAAUACUUGAUGUUGAAGGCCUGGGUAUGAAGAACUUUAGUCCUACAGCUGCGAAUCUCCUGGCAUCUAUUGCUAAAGUAGAUUGCAACUAUUACCCUGAGACUUUGCACCGAAUGUUCAUUGUCAAUGCAGGGAUUGGAUUCAGGACUUUACUAUGGCCUGCUGCACAGAAGUUACUUGAUCCCAUGACUAUUGCAAAGAUACAAGUUUUGGAGCCAAAGUACUUGUCAAAGUUGCUUGAAGCAAUUGAUUCCAGUCAACUUCCAGAGUUCUUGGGAGGACUAUGCAAAUGUGCUAACGAAGGAGGGUGCUUAAGGUCUAACAAAGGACCAUGGAAUGAUCCUGAAAUAGUUAAGCUCGUACAUCACAUGGAAGUAAAUACCAUACCACAAUCUAAAAGAGCUCCUCUUCAUAUAAGAGAUCAUGAUUCUGCCACUCGCAUGAUCCCACCUAAAGAAACUUCAAAAGAAGAGCGAGAUUCUGAAGAGCAUUACCAUUCCAGUGGGUCAAGAUGUUCAAUGUAUACUUGUUUAGUUCCUCCACACUCUGAUGAGGCCAGUACAUCAGACGGUGAUAAAUUCAUUACCACUGUGGAAUCUGUAGAACCAGCUCAAGGAGACUUGUCUCAACCCCAGUCACCAGACAUGAACACUGAAUACUCUUCCUCUGUAAAUACACCUAGAAGAGAAGGUGGUCAGGUUUCACGGUUUAGUGCUCUUAGAGAUAAGAUCAAAGGAGAGAACAUCAUUCACUUGGUGAAAAUACUAGUAGCCAUUCCACUGAUGAAGCUGUUUGCACUCUUUGCUUUCUUAUUGCAUGGAUACUGGCAAAGACAAAACUCUGUGAUCCAUGUCCUCCCAGAUUCAUCUGUAAACAACCAGAUGAUUCUUCAUUGUUUGGAACGUCUCAAGAAGCUGGAGAAAGACUUCACAGAGACUAGUAGAAUCCCUCUAAAAAUCCCAGAAGCAAACGAGAAGCUAUUAACGGAGUCUCUUGAGAGGAUCAAGUCUCUAGAACUCGAUCUCGACAAAACAAAAUCAGUAUUACAUAUAACGUUAACAAAACAGCUUCAGAUCACAGAAGAGCUUGAAUCUCGUUACCAAGAAGAUCAAAGAAAGCGAUGCUGCUUUUGAAGCUUUGGGGUCGUAACGUUACAGAGAGAUAUUAUUACUGUUUUUUACAGAAAUGAAGGAGGCAAAAAUAUUAUAAACACACAAAUUUGAGAAUAUUUAUUUCUAUUCCUUGUAAAAAGAUCAUUCAAAUUUCCGUGUGUAGAUGAACGUUUAAGUUUGUAUCUGAAAGAGUCAUUAAACAAAGAAAGAGAGAACGCAUGUUUUGAACAUUCUUCACUCGGGAAAUAAUAUUUGGC
This is a messenger RNA of Eruca vesicaria subsp. sativa (arugula), 2168 nucleotides long. The record is from the annotation of a GenBank genome assembly. NCBI's taxonomy places the organism in Eukaryota, Viridiplantae, Streptophyta, Magnoliopsida, Brassicales, Brassicaceae.